UUGAUUGUGUUCUAUCCAACAAAAGCAGGAUUAACUCUAACAGUACUCUUGAUUUUGGAAGAGACAAUGAACGUGCGAGCAGGUGUUGGGCAGAAAAGGGUUAAUAUCAUCAUCCUAACUUUUCCCCACCCCCAUGGCUUCUCACGUUUCAGCUACCUUGACACUGAAUUUUCCAGUUUCACUGCCCUCGCUAUUCUCUCCUACCAUACCCUAAAAUGAAGAAAUUAGUUCAGCUUUUCUUUAUUUUAUUUCUGGGGUGUAUUAUUCUCAUGUUUUAUAUUAAUUCUUCAUUUAAAGCAAAACAUGAACAUUCUCAACCACAGCGGGAGACUGUCAACAGCAGCUACUUUGUGUCUGACGAGGAGAUGAAUGAAGAGGACGAAUGGGCUGUGGAUACAGAGCUGGAGAUCAGGAAAUGUGAGAAGAAGAUUCACUCAACUCCGAUUCCUCUGGAGCUCAAAUACAGACAAUACGCCAGAAAGAAGCGGAUUCAUGACCUGUGUGACAACAAUGGUACCUUAGGCAUCAAUGAGAAAUGGCACUCAGUGGAUGAAGUCCCGAACUCUGAACUCAGCAACCUGCUUGUGGACGACCGGCAUGGGAUCAUCUACUGCUAUGUUCCAAAGGUUGCAUGUUCCGAAUGGAAGAGGAUCAUGAUUGUUCUGAGUGAGAGUCUAAAGGUGGACGGCGUUCCCUACAGACACCCUUCAGACAUCCCUGAGGAACAAAUUCAUGGCAACACCACACAGUAUCUAAACCAGUAUCCAAGAGAGGUGAUGAAACACAAACUGCAGCACUACAAGAAGUUCAUGUUUGUCAGAGAUCCUUUCGUUAGACUGAUUUCAGCCUUCAGAGACAAAUUUCUAAAAGAAAACCAGCCAUUUUAUAAGUACGUUGCUGUCAAGAUUUUGAAGAAAUUCAGCAAAGUCCAUAAACCACCAAAAACAGCGAAGGAGGCAUUCACCGCUGGCAUUGUGCCAUCUUUCUUAAAUUUCAUCCAGUACAUACUGAGCUUACCAGAAGAGAACUACACACUACUGGAUGAGCACUGGAGACAAGCUGCUCACCUGUGUCACCCAUGCUUGAUCGAUUAUGACUUCAUAGGAAAAAUGGAGACUGUAGAACAAGAUGCUGCUCAGCUUCUACGAAUGCUUCAGGUCGACAAUAUCGUCCAGUUCCCAAAGAGCAGAAGCAACAAAACAGAUGAAAGCUGGAUAAAGAUUUGGUUUCCUGAUAUUCCCACUGAUUGGAGGAGGAACCUAUACAAAAUAUAUGAGACAGACUACAUAUUAUUUGGAUACAGACAUCCUGAAGAUCUUCUAAAUGAAUGAAGCACUUAGAAAAUUUGUUGUUACUGGUUUAACUCUGGUUUAUCUGAGAUGAUGAAACAAUUUGAUUUGGGUAUUUUUUUUAAAUAAGAUAUUUACAGGUCAAAAGUUUGCAUGAGUUUCUGAAGGUAAACUUGUAAUACUUUCCUUGUUUAUUUUUGAUGUGGAUGAUUGUAAUUGCAGAUAUUUUUAGCACAAAUAUUUUAGUUAUUACUUGCAAGAAGGCAAAUGUUUUGCACUACAGGUUUACCGUUUCUUUAUUAUUUACCUUAAGGAGUAUUAACCCUUAAGGCUUUUCAAUAACUACUUUGAAUUCUUUAGUCACAGCUGCGAAAAUAAAAAAAUGUGUGUAUGUAGUUAUGACAAAGAGACGAAUCAGGAUAUCCUAAGGAUUUUUGAUAAAACAUUUUGAUAAAGCAUUUUUAAAUCAAAUUAUUAUUAUAAUAAAAAUCAAUUAUUAUUAUUAAUUGGUGUUAUUAUUGUUGUUGGAGGUGGUGGUGGUGAUGGUAAAGCUGGAAGUAUUACUACUAAAUAAAUUCUACAAUGAGAAACAUUGAAAAACAUUAAAAGUGUUCCUAAAUGUUUUGGCUUUAUGAGGCCAUUUUAAACAGGAAAUGCGUGGUUUUGGUAAAGUGUAAGAUUGUUGUUAAGCUUCACCAACAGAUCCUAACCCUGCAUUCACAUUAGCAGGUGAUGAGACACACGCAUCAUCCCAAGUUUGCAUCUUGUGGGCGAUCAAGCUAAUAUUAUGACAUUCUGUUCCCUUCAAAACAUUCCCAUGUCUGUCUAAAUGAAACCUUAAGUUAGCUAACAGGCUAACAGCUAGCACCUUAGCAAAAAUCAUGUUCCAGAUAACUGAGGCUCAAAAUAUACAUCACAUGAGUGAAUGGUCUUAGGAGUGUUCUACUCUUCUACAUCCCCCCAGUGACCACCAUAUAAUUGCACAUAAUUAUGCAAAUUGGGGAUGGGAAAAGGGCCUAGUCAUGCCGCUGUUACAUAUAAAUUUUGCUUCAGAAAAAAAUGACUGAAAAGAAUAUGUCUCUUUAUUUUGCGUACAAUAACAGAAAGUGAUUCUUGACUCUGCAUACACUUAAAAAGACCACUAAACCUGUUGUAAACACUGUUCAGUGUAAAUUUGGAUCCUAUCAUCAUUGUCUUGCUUAAAGCUACACUAUUUUGCAUAACAACUUCAAAAUCAUAUUGAUAUUCCACUGACUUUUAAUAGAGAAAAUAGUGUCUCUAUCAUUGCUAAUCUGAGCUUGAUGCACAGCUAACUUUACUAUGUAACUUUGGUGAGGCAGGCAGGAUAUUGCUUGUGAGAACAGUGUAAUGGUGCAUGGCAUUUAUCUGUUGCAGUGUAAUGUUACUUUGUCAACUUAGUCCACAUAAUUAUUUUACUUCAGAUGCAUUUUAGAAAUGCAUGUGUAAAGUGUGUCCUUUAGUGUGAUCAGUUUUUACCCAUCCCGAUUUAGUGUUCAUGACAGGUCCAUAUAUUAAGCAUUCUAGAUAUUUGGUGUGGGCUUGUGAGACAACGGUGAUCACUCAGCAAUCACUAGACAAUCACUCGCAUUGCGUCUUUCAGACUUUCACACAAAGCAACCGAGCCAUGGCUGAACGAAUGGUGAUUUGACUCCAGUCUUAGUCUUUUUUCCAGUUAGUCAGUGACUAAAAAAGAACAUGAACCUGGCCAAAUGCUGCUUUGAAACAUUUUUGGGUUCCUGUGUUGUCCUUUCAGUUUUACUGUUAAAAAGUUCAUUUCAUAAUCAUCUUUUUAUUUAAUCAGUGGCACUGGCCCUACUCUGAUGUCCAGCUGUCUUGGUCUAACAUUUGUAUUUAUUAAUUAAACUACUUCUG
Astyanax mexicanus (Mexican tetra) is the source of this 3182-nucleotide messenger RNA. RefSeq names its product carbohydrate sulfotransferase 12. Gene Ontology annotation, cellular component: membrane. Gene Ontology annotation, biological process: carbohydrate biosynthetic process; proteoglycan biosynthetic process. The transcript has a single exon. Lineage: Eukaryota; Metazoa; Chordata; Actinopteri; Characiformes; Acestrorhamphidae. Gene Ontology annotation, molecular function: sulfotransferase activity. The record is from RefSeq and is a predicted model, not a curated record. The coding region runs from base 216 to 1331 and encodes 371 amino acids.